Caenorhabditis briggsae is the source of this 237-nucleotide messenger RNA. The transcript has a single exon. NCBI's taxonomy places the organism in Eukaryota, Metazoa, Nematoda, Chromadorea, Rhabditida, Rhabditidae. The record is from RefSeq and is a predicted model, not a curated record. Bases 1 to 237 code for a protein of 78 amino acids.
AUGUUUUUCAAACAACUGCUCAUCGCUUCGCUUCUUCUUGGAAUCGUCUUGGCGGACACCAGUAAACCAUAUAAUACAUGGACCCAAGAAGAAAAGGACGCCGCCAAUACUGUCGUCAUCGUCUGCAUCUUCGUCGGAGUGCUCAUCUGUCUGUCGGCAAUUGGAGCUGGAGGAUUCUUCUACAUGAUGAGGAAGAACAACAACAAUCAAGGAGGACAAGUCAUGGUUGUGCGCUAG